AUGUUAACAAAUGCCGCUAGUAAAGAGUCUGUAAAUUAUUCAAGUAAUGCCGCUAACGCUACAAUAAGCAGGCCUACACACAUACGUAAUACCUCGAAAUUUAUUGACACCAGCGCAUCACCCAGUAGUAUAUUUCCAGAUAGUGAUGGGAAAUAUGGGAUUGAGACUACCACAAAAUUAGCUACAACUUAUGAAGCAGAAAGCUUACCAAAUAGUGGAUCCAGAAAAAUAAUCACCAAUAGUUUAAAUAUGACAAAUAAUUUUAACGAGCUUAAAGACUAUUCAAAUAAUGCCAUUAACGCUACAAGCAUACCUACACACAUACGUAAUACCUUGAAAUUUAUUGACACCAUCGCAACACCCAGUAGUAUAUUUCCAGAUAGUGAUGGGAAAUAUGGGAUUGAGACUACCACAAAUAUAGCUACAACUGAUGAAGCAGAAAGCUUACCAAAUAGUGGAUCCAGAAAAAUAAUCACCAAUAGUUUAAAUAUCACAAAUAAUUUUAACGAGCUUAAAGACUAUUCAAAUAAUGCCAUUAACGCUACAACAAGCAUACCUACACACAUACGUAAUACCUCGAAAUUUAUUGACACCAGCGCAACACCCAGUAGUAUAUUUCCAGAUAGUGAUGGGAAAUAUGGGAUUGAGACUACUACAAAAUUAGCUGCAACUUAUGAAGCAGAAAGUUUACCGAAUAAUGGAUCCAGAAAAAUAAUCACCAAUAGUUUAAAUAUGACAAAUAAUUUUAACGAGCUUAAAGACUAUUCAAAUAAUGCCAUUAACGCUACAACAAGCAUACCUACACACAUACGUAAUACCUCGAAAUUUAUUGACACCAGCGCAACACCCAGUAGUAUAUUUCCAGAUAGUGAUGGGAAAUAUGGGAUUGAGACUACCACAAAAUUAGCUACAACUGAUGAUGCAGAAAGCUUACCAAAUAGUGGAUCCAGAAAAAUAAUCACCAAUAGUUUAAAUAUCACAAAUAAUUUUAACGAGCUUAAAGACUAUUCAAAUAAUGCCAUUAACGCUACAACAAGCAUACCUACACACAUACGUAAUACCUCGAAAUUUAUUGACACCAGCGCAACACCCAGUAGUAUAUUUCCAGAUAGUGAUGGGAAAUAUGGGAUUGAGACUACCACAAAAUUAGCUACAACUUAUGAAGCAGAAAGCUUACCAAAUAGUGGAUCCAGAAAAAUAAUCACCAAUAGUUUAAAUAUCACAAAUAAUUUUAACGAGCUUAAAGACUAUUCAAAUAAUGCCAUUAACGCUACAACAAGCAUACCUACACACAUACGUAAUACCUCGAAAUUUAUUGACACCAGCGCAACACCCAGUAGUAUAUUUCCAGAUAGUGAUGGGAAAUAUGGGAUUGAGACUACCACAAAUAUAGCUACAACUGAUGAAGCAGAAAGCUUACCAAAUAGUGGAUCCAGAAAAAUAAUCACCAAUAGUUUGAAUAUCACAAAUAAUUUCAACGAGCUUAAAGACUAUUCAAAUAAUGCCAUUAACGCUACAACAAGCAUACCUACACACAUACGUAAUACCUCGAAAUUUAUUGACACCAACGCAACACCCAGUAGUAUAUUUCCAGAUAGUGAUGGGAAAAAUAGGAUUGAGGCUACCACGAAAUUAGCUACAACUUAUGAAGCAGAAAGCUUACCAAAUAGUGGAUCCAGAAAAAUAAUCACCAAUAGUUUAAAUAUGACAAAUAAUUUUAACGAGCUUAAAGACUAUUCAAAUAAUGCCAUUAACGCUACAACAAGCAUACCUACACACAUACGUAAUACCUCGAAAUUUAUUGACACCAGCGCAACACCCAGUAGUAUAUUUCCAGAUAGUGAUGGGAAAAAUGGGAUUGAGACUACUACAAAAUUAGCUGUAACUUAUGAAGCAGAAAGUUUACCGAAUAAUGGAUCCAGAAAAAUAAUCACCAAUAGUUUAAAUUUCACAAAUAAUUUUAACGAGUUUAAAGACUAUUCAAAUAAUGCCAUUAACGCUACAACAAGCAGACCUACACACAUACGUAAUACCUCGAAAUUUAUUGACACCAGCGCAUCACCCAGUAGUAUAUUUCCAGAUAGUGAUGGGGAAAAUGGGAUUGAGACUACCACAAAUGUAGCUACAACUGAUGAAGCAGAAAGUUUACCGAUAGUGGAUCCAGAAAAAUAA
Molecule: messenger RNA, 2172 nt
Organism: Bactrocera dorsalis (oriental fruit fly)
Lineage: Eukaryota; Metazoa; Arthropoda; Insecta; Diptera; Tephritidae
Product: ras guanine nucleotide exchange factor P-like
Exons: 1
Coding region: 1-2172 (723 amino acids)
Source: RefSeq, a predicted model, not a curated record